UAUACAUUUCAGCAUGGCUUUGGUGCAGCUUCAGUUAGCUACCGGGCAAUUUUCUCACCAGUUCAGAGAAUUAUUCGAGUAACACCUCUGCGUCGGUGCGACUACACGUUAAACGUGCUCCUCGGAAACAUCUUGGUGAGACAGUGUUGACCGCUACUUUUGUUUUUACGUUACCCGGUGACCAAGUGACGGAGCUCUACGGUCCAGCGUGGCUGAGGACGUCUUAGAUACUUUACUUACUUUAACCAAAUAACACGCAAUAUUUCACCGAAAGUGGCCAUAAUGUCGAAGGUGAAGCCUAAGACAAAAGAGUCGCCUGCUAAGACACAACCAGCCACAUCUUCAGAGAAAAAAUACACAUCGAAAAAGAAUAGGAAACGGUGGAUGACAGAAAAGUUCAUGAAGAUAAAGCCACCACCCAAGAAGCAAGAUAAAGCUAAAGCUCAGCAGCCAAUACCUCCAAAAGAUGGCCUGCAGUUCUCUGUUAACUGGAAGAUAUUACAGGAGAUGCUGAAGGCCAAUCAACCGGAGAAGAAGCAGCCUGUGACACCAACACCUCAGAAUGGUGCUCUUCCAAACCAAGGGGCUAAAAAAAAUUCUACUAAAAAUAUUUCCAAGAAUAAUGUCUGUCCCAAGCAGGCAGACGCUGGGACAAAAGUGAAACACAAACCUGUUCCUAAAAGUGUUGCCCCCAAGGACUCUCGGGUGAACUCGAAGGUUCCAGCUGUAAAAGAGACAAAACAGUCUGCUGCUCCAAAAAGGAAAAAAGACAGUGGAAAGCUAAACAGCGAGCAAGCAGCCAAGAAACAAAAGCUUGUGGUGGAAGAGAAGAAACCCACAGAAGAGGACAUGUGGUUUGAUGAUGUGGACCCUGAUGACAUUGAGGCAACAGUGGGAGCAGAGGCAGCAGAGAUCAUGAGGAGGAAGCAGGGCAUUCAGAAGAACCAGGACACGGAGAGUGCCCUGGUCAAGCAGGGAGCCUUUGCCGGCCUCACCAAAGCCGUGGCCAUUGAUUGCGAGAUGGUGGGAGUUGGUCCUGAUGGAGAGGACAGCAUCUUGGCUCGCGUGUCCCUCAAAAAUGAGGCAUUACUCUAG
Messenger RNA from Anarrhichthys ocellatus (wolf-eel), 1095 nucleotides. RefSeq names its product RNA exonuclease 4-like. The record is from RefSeq and is a predicted model, not a curated record. The transcript is spliced from 5 exons. Bases 283 to 1095 code for a protein of 270 amino acids. Lineage: Eukaryota; Metazoa; Chordata; Actinopteri; Perciformes; Anarhichadidae.